Messenger RNA from Magnolia sinica, 1307 nucleotides. Its product is annotated as BURP domain-containing protein 3-like. NCBI's taxonomy places the organism in Eukaryota, Viridiplantae, Streptophyta, Magnoliopsida, Magnoliales, Magnoliaceae. The transcript has 3 exons. Bases 101 to 1129 code for a protein of 342 amino acids. The record is from RefSeq and is a predicted model, not a curated record.
UUGCUACUCCUCUCUUUAAAUCACAUGCCCACCUCACUUUCUUUCCUUCAAUGUAAGCAGAGCUUCUUUUGAACUCUCUGACGCCCCUCUCUCAAUCUCCAUGGAUCACUAUCCACCUCUCUUCUCCUUUCUUGCUGUUCUGCUCACCGCAGCAGUGGCAAGCCAUGCAGCUCUGCCGUCAGAAGAUUACUGGCAGAAGAUGCUUCCAAACACUACAAUGCCAGACACCAUACGAGAUCUCUUACACACCGAUGGGAUAAAGGAGAAGUCAGGAACAUCGGUCGAUGUUGGUGUUGGUGUAGGUGUGGGUGUCAGCGUCGGCGUGGGGCCCGGGAAUGGUGGCCCAAGUGUAGACGUAGGGAAGGGUGGGGUCGGUGUGGACGUGGGCCACAAGAGAAAGUCCGUGAUCGUGCGGGUACUUCCAAAGAGCCCAUUUGAUUACACCUACACUGCAUCAGCAGAACAGAUCAACGAUGAUCCCACCGUUGCACUCUUCUUCCUAGAGAAGGACUUGCACCCCGGUAAGCAGAUGAGCUUGUUCUUCACUAAUACAACUCCAGGAGCUGCAUUUCUUCCUCAGCAGGCCGCCAAUUCCAUACCAUUCUCAUCAGACAAAUUGCAAGAGAUCCUACACCACUUCUCAAUCCAGCCCCAGUCGCCCGAAGCCGAUGCAAUGAAGGGCACAAUCCAAAGAUGUGAGGAACCAGCAAUGAAGGGUGAAUCCCAGUGCUGUGCAACAUCACUAGAGUCGAUGAUCGAUUUUGCUACAUCAAUUCUCGGGGCCCAUGUGCAGGUCUUGACGACUACAGUUAGUAAAGCGGCCCCAAAGCAGCGGUACAGUAUCGGAUCGGGUGUGCAGAAGCUGAUGGGACCUGAAUCAGUGACAUGCCAUGGUCAGGCCUAUGUGUAUGCAGUGUACUACUGCCAUGUGACGAGUGCCACGAAGGUUUACGUGGUCCCGUUGAUAGGGGAGGAUGGAACACGAGUCGAUGCGGUUGCAGUGUGCCAUACAGACACGUCGACGUGGAACCCGGGACACGUCGCGUUCCAAAUGCUUAAGGUGAAGCCUGGAUCCGUUCCUAUCUGUCACUUCCUCCCUCUGGAUCACGUAGUUUGGGUCCAAAGCUAGAAGUUGUAGGAGUGGUUUGGUUUUACACUGCUAUAGCUAUAGUAUUAUGCAUGUUAAUUAUGGUUUCUAUGUUUAUUUACUACUUGUCGUCUAUGAUCGAUGUAUAAUAAGUAUAUGUAUGCUAGCAAGGCUGUUGUGGUUGGUGAAUAAGAAGAGUUCUUCAAUCUCUCUUUUGGUA